GAUGAUUCCACAGCGAGUGGGGGGCGUGGGUGUGAUUAUUCACACGAUUCUUCUGAUAAGUAUUGAUCCACCAUCAGACCCGAAGAAGCAUCAGUCUUGCAAGCAAAAACUUUUACCUAUCCUUGAAUUUUUUCAUCACCUACGCAGCAGCAUGUCACCCCAUGUAGAGCAUACAGAGCACAAACGCGUGUGGUGGAAAGAAGCAACCUUUUACCAAAUCUACCCUGCAUCCUUCAAAGACAGCGACGGCGAUGGCUGGGGCGACAUACCGGGCAUCCUCGAAAAGAUCUCAUAUAUAGCAUCUCUCGGUGUAGAUGCGGUGUGGCUGUCUCCCAUGUUCGACUCGCCACAGGUAGACAUGGGCUACGAUGUGUCCAACUACGAAGCCGUGUACAAGCCUUACGGGACAGUUCAAGAUGUCGAGAAAUUGAUCGAAGCCUGCCAUGCAAAAGGGAUGAAGCUGAUUCUGGACUUGGUGAUCAACCAUACAAGCGAUCAACACGCGUGGUUUCAGGAAAGUAGGAGCUCAAAGGACAAUCCCAAGCGAGAUUGGUACUUUUGGAAACCGCCACGGUUCGAUGAGGAGGGGAAGAGGAUUCCGCCGACGAACUGGCGAAGUUACUUUGCUGGUGGAACAUGGACUUGGGAUGAGCACACGCAAGAGUACUAUUUGCACUUGUACGACAAGACGCAGCCGGAUUUGAACUGGGAAAAUGAAGAGUGUCGCAAAGCGAUCUAUGACUCGGCAAUGCGGUUCUGGCUAGACAAGGGCAUCGAUGGGUUCCGUGUGGAUACCGUCAACAAGUAUUCAAAGGUCACGAGCUUCCCGGAUGCGCCCGUGACGGAUCCAAGUAGCGAUGUGCAGCCCGCAGCGCAAUUCUGGUGCAACGGGCCCCGAAUCCACGAGUUCAUCAAGGAAAUGAACAAUGACGUGUUUUCCAAGUACAGAACUUACGACAGCCAGCCAUUGGUUACUGUGGGUGAAUUGUCACUGACCCCUGAGCCAGAGGGCGUGCUGGAGUACGUGAGCGCAGGAGUGAAGGAGCUCGACAUGGUAUUUCAAUUCGAUAUUACCCAUUUGGGACAAGGACCACCAGGGUGUGAUAGCAAGUAUGACUUCGCUGAAUGGCAACUACCGGACAUGAAAAGAAUUGUAAAGAAGUGGCAGACAUUCAUCGAGGGCAAUGAUGGAUGGAAUUGUGUUUUCACGGACAACCACGACAAUGGAAGAAGUGUCUCACGAUUCGGCAGUGAUGCACCUGAAUACCGGGAAGCCAGUGCAAAGAUGCUUGCACUGUGCUUCGCGGCGCAGACCGGGACUUGGUUUCUGUAUCAAGGCCAGGAGAUUGGAAUGAUCAACGCGCCGAAGGAUUGGAGCAUUCAAGAAGAGUACAAAGACGUUGAAUCGCAGAACUAUUGGCUGGAAGCUACACGGGUAUCGGAGCAAGGUACAGAUCCCACACGCGAAGAGCGUAUCGCAAAGGGUCUGCAGCUCAUGGCACGAGACCAUGCUAGGCUGCCUUUCCAAUGGAACUCCGGCGCGAAUGGUGGGUUUUCUACAGGAACGCCAUGGAUGCGGGCACAUGAUCUGUACGAGGAGAUCAACGCGGAGGCGCAAGAAAAGGAUGCCAAUAGCGUGCUGUCCUUUUACAAGCGCAUGCUGAGAUUGAGAAAGGAACACAAAGACGUGUUCGUGUAUGGCAGUUUCGAGUUAUUAGACCUUGACAACGCGGACACAUUUGUGUAUAGGAAGGUGUAUCGGCAAAAGACAGCCCUGGUGGCGGCGAACUUUACACCGCUGUCACAGCGACUUCCUCGGCCAGAUAAGGACAUGAAGCUCUUGGUGAGCUCGCACUCGAAGACAGAUCCAGAUGAGCUGCAGCCGUUUGAGGCAAGAAUCUACAUUGACUAUUAA
Molecule: messenger RNA, 1915 nt
Organism: Periconia digitata
Lineage: Eukaryota; Fungi; Ascomycota; Dothideomycetes; Pleosporales; Periconiaceae
Source: the annotation of a GenBank genome assembly